AUGAAGAAUGUAUUGCUGGAAUGUUGUACGGUUAUUCCUAAUUUUGUCACGGAACGGGAAGAAGCAUCACUUUUGGAUGAGAUUAAUCCACACAUGAAACGAAUGCGUUAUGAAAAAUCACAUUGGGAUGAUGCUAUUCAUCUAUAUCGUGAACGGGAGCAGCUGAACUGGAGAAAGGAAAAUGAAACUAUUCUAGAUCGAAUUCGAAAAUAUUCAUUCAAAGAAGAAGACAAACAACUUUUACUUGUACAUAUCCUCGAUUUACACGAAGAUGGUGUUAUUAAACCGCAUAUUGACAGUGUCAGGUAUUGUGGUGAUGUUAUCACCGGUCUUUCCUUGUUAUCAGAUGCUGUGAUGCGUUUACGACACAAGGAGCAAAAAGACCAACUCAUUGUUGAUUUAUUCUUGCAACGACGAUGCCUCUAUAGAAUGGGAGGAUUUAGUCGUUACGAAUUUUAUCACGAAGUGCUCGGUAAAGCGGAAUCCUAUUUCAUGGGAAUGCCGGUUCUACGAAGUCGUCGCAUAUCGCUAGUGUGUCGUGAUCUGCCACGCAAUGUACAGCAGAAUGAAUUGCACGCUACCAGCGAUAUUACAGAGAAGAGGCAAUUACUACAACGAAGUGAUACUGAACAAAUAAUUUAA
Messenger RNA from Cercopithifilaria johnstoni, 642 nucleotides. The record is from the annotation of a GenBank genome assembly. NCBI's taxonomy places the organism in Eukaryota, Metazoa, Nematoda, Chromadorea, Rhabditida, Onchocercidae.